Molecule: messenger RNA, 1564 nt
Organism: Salvia miltiorrhiza (redroot sage)
Lineage: Eukaryota; Viridiplantae; Streptophyta; Magnoliopsida; Lamiales; Lamiaceae
Product: methionine aminopeptidase 1A-like
Exons: 17
Coding region: 132-1343 (403 amino acids)
Biological process (GO): proteolysis
Molecular function (GO): metalloaminopeptidase activity
Source: RefSeq, a predicted model, not a curated record
GACUUUGACCAAACCAACAAUUCCACUACAGUCUAUAAACCCUGCAUCUCCAUGUCCGUCUAAAUUUUCUGCGGAAAACCCUAGCUUUCCUAUUUUCCUCGAAAUCACAGAAUUUCAAAGUUGGAGAAAAGAUGGCAGGUGGAUCAGAUGCUGUGGAGAGCACGGCCUUGUCUUGUGCUAGAUGUGGCAAACCUGCUCAUCUGCAGUGCCCCAAGUGCGUAGAACUAAAGCUUCCCCGUGAAGGUGCCGCCUUCUGUUCCCAAGAGUGUUUCAAGGCAUCCUGGAGUUCUCAUAAAUCUGUUCACUCGAAUGCAAAAUCUUCUUCCCCUGCACCUGAAAAUUCUAGUGAACAAAAUUCAGGCCUGCGCAAUGAUGGCUGGCUUUACUGUUUGCGGAAAGGACAAGCGCGGACACCAAAACUUCCACAUUUUGACUGGACAGGACCAUUAAGACCAUAUCCAAUAUCACAGAAACGUAUAGUACCUGCCCAUAUUGAGCAACCUGACUGGGCAAUUGAUGGAAUUCCUAAAAUUGAGCCCAAUAGUGAUCUGCAACAUGUUGUGGAGAUCAAGACUCCAGAGCAAAUUGAGAGAAUGAGAGAAACUUGCCGGAUUGCAAGAGAAGUUUUGGAUGCUGCUGCUCGGAUUGUAAGACCUGGAAUUACUACUGAUGAAAUUGAUGCUGUUGUUCAUGAAGCAACUAUUGCUGCUGGAGGAUAUCCAUCUCCUUUAAAUUAUCAUUUCUUUCCAAAGUCUUGCUGCACGUCAGUAAAUGAAGUUAUCUGCCAUGGGAUUCCUGAUGCAAGGAUAUUAGAGGAUGGAGAUAUUGUAAAUGUUGACGUGACUGUGUACUAUAAAGGGGUACAUGGUGACUUGAACGAAACAUUCUUUGUGGGUAACGUUGAUGAAGCAUCUAAACGGCUGGUUCAGUGUACAUAUGAAUGCCUGGAAAAAGCAAUAGCAGCUGUUAAACCUGGAGUCCGUUUUCGGGAAAUGGGGGAAAUCAUUAGCCGGCAUGCUUCUAUGUCUGGUUUGUCUGUGGUGAAAUCUUAUUGUGGUCAUGGAAUUGGCGAACUCUUCCACUGUGCACCAAAUAUACCCCAUUAUGCAAGAAAUAAAGCUGUUGGAGUGAUGAAGGCGGGCCAGACAUUUACCAUCGAACCUAUGAUAAAUUCUGGUGUUUGGCGCGACCGAAUGUGGCCUGAUGGAUGGACUUCUGUAACUGCAGAUGGGAAACGCAGUGCCCAAUUUGAACAUACGCUUCUGGUUACGGAUACCGGAGUUGAAGUUCUCUCGGCGCGCCUUCCCUCGUCUCCGAAAGUGUUUCCUUGGGUAAGUCCAUAAAUGGAUUAUUUAUUUGUCCAGCGAAGGUGAUUGGUGAGAUAAUUGAAGCAACAUUUUGCAACUUCUUGAGGAAUGCGGUUUUCUUGUUGCUUACUGUUGUAUUUGUACUUCUGCCUAUUAUCAAAUUUUGAGUUAAUUUUUUUUCCAGUUUUAAAUGUUUGUAUAAUUUUCAGCAACAGAUAAUAAGAUAGCAAAUGAGAGGGCUCGGAUUUUCUUAUUUA